This is a messenger RNA of Sphaeramia orbicularis (orbiculate cardinalfish), 1758 nucleotides long. RefSeq names its product ubiquitin domain containing 1a (gene ubtd1a). The coding region runs from base 375 to 1076 and encodes 233 amino acids. Gene Ontology annotation, molecular function: protein binding. The transcript has 4 exons. NCBI's taxonomy places the organism in Eukaryota, Metazoa, Chordata, Actinopteri, Kurtiformes, Apogonidae. The record is from RefSeq and is a predicted model, not a curated record.
AAAUAGAGAUGAUAGGAUUAGGUCUCCUGGUUAGCCUCUAGUCAGGAGUUUGAACCUACUCUCACCAUUUUUUGAACUUCUUUCCAUCGACUGACCUUGUGGUAUUUAUGGAUUGCAAACUUUAGAAGGGAUAUAAGUGGAGGGAGUGUUGUCAUUUUUAACCAACUGGGGAAAUGUCACAGCAGGUAACUGAGCGCUGAAUCUGUUCAUCGUGGCAGUCUAGUUCAAGCGAUUGUCUUGUCAGUCCUGCAGUGGAAUUCGGUUUGCAACCAGCUGGUUGGCCAUUCCCUUCCAAGCGGUCGGUGUCUGCAGCUUGUUGUUUCAGACUCUGGAUGAAUUUUUGACUAACAUCAAACCUCAGAAAAAGAACAGCAAUGGGAGUACCUAAUUCCAGAGAAUAUCACUACUACCAUGCACCAAAUACAUCUUUUAAGGUGGUGCUGCAAAGACGCAAUGAGCCUCUCAAGAAGGAGCGACCGAAAUGGAAAAGCGACUACCCGAUGACAGAGGGCCAGCUGAGGAGUAAGAGGGAUGAGUUUUGGGAUACGGCUCCUGCCUUUGAUGGACGGAAAGAAAUCUGGGAUGCUCUCAGAGCAGCGGCCUUAGCUGCAGAGUGCAAUGACCUGGAGCUAGCACAGGCCAUUGUGGAUGGAGCCUGCAUUACUUUGCCACAUGGUUCACUCACAGAGAGUUAUGAUGAACUGGGCAACCGCUACCAACUCCCAGCCUACACUUUAGCCCCGCCUGUCAACCUCAUCACUGAAACAACUCCUGAAAGCAAAGCCUCUGAAAACACACAAAAACAAGCUCAGCCUCCUGUGUCCAGACAAGAGUUUCAGCUUCGGGUACGACUGUCAUCAGGAAAAGAUGUGCGUUUGACAGCCAGCAUGGUGGACACCAUCGCUGAGCUGAAGAAGCAACUGGAAGAACAAGAGGACAUUGACGUGACCUGCCAGAGGUGGUUCUUCUCUGGGAAACUCCUUACUGACAAGACUCGUCUGCAAGAUGCCAAGAUCCAAAAGGACUUUGUUGUCCAAGUUAUUGUUAAUUUAAACCCUCCGGUCAUUGUUAAGUGACAAGAGCGGCAAAGGAGUACGAAGUGAAGAAAAGACAAGGGAUGCACAGGGAUAAUUGUAGGGCUUGAAGUCAUUUUUCAGUCGGCAUGGCAGUGGAAUUUUGUGUACAUUUUUAUAUAAAGAACUAUUGCUUUUAUAUCGCUCCUUUUUGUAUUUUUCCUUUUUUCCAAAAUAAUUUAAAAUAUUGAAAAGCACUGAAACACUUUAGAUUAAACUAGAAUCCUAGGAUGCACAUCCCAGUGUUUGCCUGUCUGUCUGUUUGUGUGGACAACUCACAGCUCUAUUGUUUACACAGGUUCCUCUCCUUGUACAUGUUUUGUGCUUAUUGAUAAACUGAUAAACUGUUCCACUUGGGGUGAAACUCCAUCAUGGUUUUUCUUUUCUUUUCUUAAGAUUUCUGUCAUAUGAAUUAUGACAACAUUGGCAGAAAAUUUUAGGGAAAAAGAAAAAUGUAAAUAUUGAUUUCCAAUUAUGUGUUGUUUUGUCAUGUACUAAUGUGCACACUACAUUUUCACAUCACUGUUGUGUAUGCAAGAUUCAAAGACAGAAUGUAAGAACGAUACCUUUCUGAAAGGUAAUAUAUGUUUUUUUUUUUAUUUCAUCACUCCAAGAUACUGUAGUUUUAUGUACAAUAUGAAAUCUGUACUUGAAUAACAUCAAUAAAUGAUGCAUUUAAGAUCAA